Messenger RNA from Protopterus annectens (West African lungfish), 1068 nucleotides. Its product is annotated as melatonin receptor type 1B-like. Gene Ontology annotation, cellular component: membrane. The coding region runs from base 1 to 1068 and encodes 355 amino acids. The transcript has 2 exons. Gene Ontology annotation, biological process: G protein-coupled receptor signaling pathway. The record is from RefSeq and is a predicted model, not a curated record. Lineage: Eukaryota; Metazoa; Chordata; Ceratodontiformes; Protopteridae. Gene Ontology annotation, molecular function: melatonin receptor activity.
AUGUCUAAAUUUCUCAUAAACUGCAGUGACUGUGAGGUACAGGUUGUCAACGAAAGUGAUCUAGCAAGCCAUUCGUCAUCUAAAGCAAAGACCAUUGGGAUGGCUACUGCAUUGGUCUUCAUCACUAUUGCAGAUCUCAUAGGAAACAGCUUGGUUAUUUUAUCAGUCCUGAGAAACAAAAAGCUAAGAAACACAGGUAAUAUAUUUGUAAUCAACUUGUCAUUUACUGACUUGUUGACUGUAUUCUAUUCAUAUCCUUUAAUUAUCAUGGCAAUUAUUAAAAAUGACUGGACAGUGGGUGACAUACACUGUCAGAUCACUGGCUACAUCCUAGUUUUUAGCUUGCUGGCCUCUGUCUACAACAUCAUGGCAAUUGCAAUCAAUCGUUAUUUCUACAUAUGCCAUAGCACAAAAUAUGACAAACUCUACAGCACAUGGAACACUGUCUUCUGGCUUUGCUUUGUGUGGGCUAUGGCUGUCAUUGCGUUGCUUCCAAUUGCCACAGUUGGUGCCUUGCGCUAUGAAGAACAGAUAUACACGUGUGAAUUUAUACAGACUAUUAAUUUAGCCAGCGCUAUCACAGUAGCUGUCCUUCACUAUAUAAUACCUAUGACUAUCAUAAUUUUCUGCUAUGUGAGGAUCUGGACUCUGGUCAUCAAAGUUAAGUAUCGGGUCAGGAAAGAUGGGAAGCAAAAGCUGAAACCAGCUGAAAUCAAGAGUUUUCUGACCAUGUUCAUAGUCUUUGUGCUGUUUGCAAUUUGCUGGAGCCCCUUCCACAUAAGCAGUCUGGUCAUGGGAUUAAGCCCUCCAGGGAAGGCUCCCAGAAUUAUAAGUUGGCUUUAUGUCACAAGUUACUUCAUGAUGUUUUUUAACAGCUGCUUAAAUGGUAUAAUCUAUGGCCUUUUCAACCAGAACUUCAGAGAAGAGUUCAAAAACAUUCUUUUGCUCCUCUGGCUUCCAGGAAUUUUCUGCAAAGAGACCUCAAGAAGAAGAACAAACAGUGAAAAAACUUCCUCUCUCUCCCAAAUGAUCAGUGUGACAAGUCAUAUUAGAAAAUCUAUAGGUUAA